AUGACUUUAUCAGGGUACUCAGACACGUUUGGCAUUCUGUACAUGAUUAUCGGAAUUUUUGGUUCAGUAUGUAAUCUGGCAACUGCUUUAAUUAUAAUGCGUUAUCGCAUCUAUCGACUUUCUGCCUAUACACUUAUGGCUAAUAUUGCAAUAGCUGAUACAGUGAUCCUUAUUCUUGCGGGUUUUAUUUGUGGUUCUGUCCUUUUGCAAGCACCUCGGUCUCAGUACGUUGCCGUCAACAGUUUAGGUCCUUGCUUUACUACUUCGGACAACGCAAAUUCGACAAAACCUGAAAACCAGACUAAAUUGCUGUUCGUAGAAUAUCCGCGAAUGUCACAAUAUGACAGCAUGCUGGCAGGAUCAUCUAGUCUUUCUGAAACCGAUGCAGUUGUUUGGAAAAGUAGAUUUAACGUAGUGCUCUCUUUCUGCGGUAUUGCUGCCUGGAUCACGAAUGGUUUUAGUUAUGCUUUUCUUGGCCUUAAUCGUUGUGUCGCAAUAUGCUUCUUUCACACAAAGGCUCGGGUUCUAAACACAGUUAGAAACGCUAUUGUUGGGUCAUCUAUUGCAUGGAUAAUUGGAAUCAUUGUUGCUGCUACUGCUACAUUUCCUGAACCACUCCUCAGCGUCCGCAAAGAUUUAUGGACAAUAAGUUUGGUGCCAACAGAAUGGAAGAAACAAGGUAACGCAGAACUUACGCUACAGUUCUUUUAUCCUUCGGUAGUCUGCACUACAGCAACAUUAGUUUACCUAGCCAAACCAUUUAUGGUAUCAUCAAUGCCACAGUGGCUCUUAAUACUGAAACACGUGAUAUGGCUGUUGGGACAUUCUUGUAAUCCCUUGAUUUAUGCUUAUUACAACGAGUGCAUGCGAGAAUCAUACCGCAGCUGGCUGACCUGUGUUCCUCUUCGGAUGCACUUCAAAAGAUCACCUGUACCAAGACCUUCUGUCGAUCUGACUGGCCAUUUGAGGCGAACUUCACACAUACAUACCAAGAACAGUUUGGUCCGAAGCAGUUUACAAGUGCAGAGUCGUAACUUUGAACAGCUAUGCCAGUUUAUGACAAAAAUCAACCUAAGUUCUGAGACGCAUGAAGGGUGGAUUGACGACAGCAAUGAAAUGGAAGACGAGAUAUGA
Molecule: messenger RNA, 1134 nt
Organism: Enterobius vermicularis (human pinworm)
Lineage: Eukaryota; Metazoa; Nematoda; Chromadorea; Rhabditida; Oxyuridae
Source: the annotation of a GenBank genome assembly